Prunus dulcis (almond) is the source of this 2810-nucleotide messenger RNA. Its product is annotated as pollen-specific leucine-rich repeat extensin-like protein 3. The record is from RefSeq and is a predicted model, not a curated record. Bases 12 to 2810 code for a protein of 932 amino acids. The transcript has a single exon. Lineage: Eukaryota; Viridiplantae; Streptophyta; Magnoliopsida; Rosales; Rosaceae. Gene Ontology annotation, molecular function: protein binding.
UAACCCAAACAAUGAAGGCUGCCUAUUUUCUAGUUUUCUUUUUUCUCUUCUCCUCCUUCUCAUCUUUCUCUUCUGCUCUAACUGAUGCUGAAGCGUCCUUCAUUGCCCGUCGCCAGCUCCUACAUUUUCAGGCAAGCUAUGACCUGCGCGACGACCAUGAAUAUGAAGUUGAGUUGAACUUAAAGUUUCCACAUCCCAGGCUUAGAAGUGCAUACGUUGCACUUCAAGCUUGGAAAAAGGCCAUAUACUCAGACCCUCUUAAAACUACUGAGAACUGGGUUGGUGCUAAUGUUUGUGCUUACACUGGAGUAUUUUGUGCCCCGGCUCUUGAUGACCCACAGUUAGAGGUUGUGGCUGGCAUUGACAUCAACCAUGCAGACAUUGCAGGGUACCUUCCUGUUGAAUUAGGCAUGUUGAGUGACAUUGCCAUGUUCCACAUCAACACGAACAGGUUCUGUGGUAUCAUCCCUAAGAGCUUUGCUAGGCUAACUCUUCUCCACGAGCUCGACGUUAGCAACAAUCGCUUUGUGGGAUCGUUCCCAGAGGUGGUCCUGCAAAUUCCAAACCUCAAGUACCUUGACCUCAGGUUCAAUGACUUUGAGGGGAAAUUGCCUCCUGAGCUCUUCAACAAGGAAUUGGAUGCCCUGUUCUUGAACAACAACAGGUUCACAUCCACCAUCCCUGACACUCUUGGCAACUCCCCCAUCUCUGUUCUUGUGGUCGCAAACAAUCAUCUCGAGGGCUGCAUCCCUAAUAGCAUUGGAAAAAUGGUAAACAAUUUAAAUGAGGCCAUCUUCUCCCACAACAAGUUUGCUGGGUGUUUGCCUCCUGAAAUUGGGUACCUCUCAAAUGUGACUGUGUUUGAUGUUAGUUCAAACACAUUGAGUGGGCUCCUAUCCAAGACUUUCAUAGGCCUUGAGAAGGUGGAGGAGUUGAACAUUGCACACAACAUGCUAACUGGGUUUGUUCCCGAGAGUCUCUGCAAGUUACCUAGCUUGGGAAAUUUUACGUUUUCCUACAACUACUUCAACGGCGAGGAUCAAGAAUGUGUUCCAUCUUCUCGGAUGGACACACUAUUUGAUGACACAAGCAACUGCUUACCAGAUAGGCCUAAGCAGAAGUCAGCAAAACAAUGUCAAGUUGUGGUGAACAAGCCAGUGGAUUGUGGCAGGGCAAAGUGCGGAGGUGAACCAGGACCUUCAAAACCUUCUUCUCCUGCACCCAAGGAGGAGCCACCCAAACAACAUCCUCCCAAAGAGGAACCACCCCAAGAACAACCGCCCCAAGAAGAAACUCCCACACUAGAGCCACAACUACCUAAACCAGAGCUAUCUCCGGAGCCAGUUCCAGAGACUCCAGAACCAGUUGCUAGCCCUCCUCAAGUAGUUGUAGCACCAUCACCACCCCCACCCACACCAACAAGGCAAAGUCCUAUUGUUCCGGUUCGCCCUCACUCACCACCAAUUCACUCUCCUCCACCACCCGUAGCAACACAGCCAUCGCCCACACCCACACAACAGAGUCCCAUUGUUCCAAUUCAACCCGACUCACCACUACCCCCGGUCAACUCACCCCCACCACUUGUCCACUCUCCUCCACCACCCGUAGCAACAUCGCCAUCGCCCGCACCCACACGACAAAGUCCCAUUGUUCCAAUUAGCCCCGACUCACCACCACCCCCAAUCAACUCACCCCCACCACCUGUCCACUCUCCUCCACCACCCGUAAUAACACCAUCAUCGCCAGCACCUAUAGGGCAAAGUCCCAUUGCUCCAAUUCGACCUAACUCACUGCCACCCCCAAUCAACUCCCUUCCACCACCACCCAUAGCAACAUCACCAUCGCCAGCACCCAUAGGGCAAAGUCCCACUAUCCCCCACUCACCACCUUCACUGCCGGCUUCACCCACAGGGCAAAGUCCUAUUGUUCCAGUUCACUCUCCUCCACCCCCAAUUUACUCACCACCACCACCAAUCUACUCGUCUCCACCACCAGUCCACUCGCCUCCUCCAUUGGUCCACUUUCCACCACCACCAGUCAACUCACCCCCUCCACCAGUCCACUCACCUCCACCUCCACCUCCAGUCCAAUCUCCACCUCCCUCAAUCCACUCUCCUCCACCACCAAUCAACUCUCCUCCACCACCAGUCCACUCUCCACCUCCCCGAUCCUCUCCACCCCGAACAACUCGCCUGCCGAUCCAAUCACUCCCCAGGUCCAGCUUUCCUCCACCACCGGUCGGCUUCGCCCAGUUCAUGCCACCACCCCCGGUCCCUUUCUCCUCCACCCCGGUCCUUUCACCCUACCGCCCGGUCCAAUCUCCACCCCGAUUCUCUCUCCACCCCGGUCAACUCACCCCAUACGCCAGUCCAAAUAUCCCUCCCCCGGUCCACUCUCCUCCACCACCUGAGUCCACUCUCCCGCCACCGGUCGGUCGCCCCCGCCACCGAUCCACUCUCCUGCCCCAGUCCCUUCUCCGCCCCAGUCAACUCACCCCAGCGCGAUCGUCUCCACCUCCCCGGUCCUUCCUCCACCACCGAUUCUUUCUCCACCACCCCGGUCUCCACCCCCAGUUCACUCGCCUCCUCAACCAAUUCAUUCACCUCCACCACCAGUUCAUUCUCCACCACCACCAGUCCACUCGCCCCCACCACCAGUCAACUCGCCCCCACCACCAGUACAAUCUCCUCCACCUCCAGUUCACUCUCCACCACCCCCAGUCAACUCUCCAACACCACCACCACCGAUCUACUCACCGCCACCUCCAGUCCAAUCACCACCACCACCCACCCAGUCUCCACCCCCUCUAG